AUGCCCCUUGUUUCUCGUGUAUGGGCUUCAACCCCAAUACAAAAUGUGAUGAACUCGACUAUUGUCCGUUUUCUAACUGAAAUGUUGAUGUUUAUGGUGUUUACCAUCAUCAAUAUCAAAGCUUCACCUGUCGUUGUUGAUGACCACAAGGAAGUCGUAUCUAGUACCACGACCGCCACCACUACCAGAACUAAAGUUCAUGAAAGUGAAUCAUGGCCUACUCCUUCACGUACGCCCACUUCUGAAUAUGAUGUAUCUGAUCAUGAUGAAGUUGAAUCUCAUCCAUUAUUUCCAGUUAUCUCCAAUGGCAACUUUACCGAGAAAACAGCUGGCUUGAAUGCUGCUUCUGCUCCAGUUCAAUCUCACCCCCAAUUGUGUUCUACUGGAUUAACCACCAGAUUAUUGCCUUUCAAAAACUCCAAGGGAGAAAUCGAAUGGGCUUUUACUGAGGAUGUUCCUGGAAAUGAAUUGGAUGUGUUCAAGUUGAAUACCAAAGAUCAUACUUAUAAGGUGGCCAAAGACAUUAGACCAAAGAAAGAACCUUCCUCUGAUGAAGACUUAAGUGAAGUCGAAUCAGACGAUUAUCAGCAUCAAGAUAAGAAUAAUAGUCGUCAAGGUAUUGAACUAUCCCCAAUAACCUCCAACUCUUCAAACAAUGAAUCCAUUGAUUCGCCUCAGUUAAAUAAGAAGUUAGACACUCAAAAUUUCACAUCUCCCACUUCAAGUGAACUUGAAUCUGCUGAUGGAGAUGGAGACGUUGACGUUGAUGGUGAAGAUGGUGAAGAUGGUGAUAAGAUUCACCAUUGUCCUCACUGUGAAGCCACGUUUAAGAUUAGAGGAUAUUUAACUAGACAUUUGAAGAAGCAUGCGGAUACAAAAGCUUAUACCUGUCCUUUCCACAAGUUUUCCAUUUACAUUGAUGAACAUAACAAUACUCAUAAAUGCCAUCCUAAUGGUGGGUUUUCAAGAAGAGAUACUUACAAGACCCAUUUGAAGUCUCGCCAUUUCAAAUACCCUAAGGGUAUUAAAACUAAGGAUAGACCAAGAUCUUCCGGUAACUGUUCUAUGUGUGGGGAAUUUUUUGAAAAUGCUGAAAUUUGGUGUGAAAUUCAUGUUGAAGGUGGAGAAUGUAAGUAUCUCCCACCCGGAUUCAAAGGUAAAUCUAGAAUUAAAAAUCGUUUAAGACGAGAAAGAAUUCAAAGAGAAAAGGCCAUACAACGGAAAAUGAGACAACAAAUCCUGCGAGAUCAAAAGAAUGGAGUCAAUCCAAGAUCAUCGCAACAAGGAGGUAUUUAUCCAUCUCAAGACCAAUCCAAUUUUACGGGCCUUGAUAGCGAAUAUUCCACACCAUUUAUGGACACUCCAAAGUCAAUAAAUACUCCAGUUCACAACACUGAACAAUCACCAGGAGCAUAUUCAGUUCAAUCACAUCAUACUGUGAAUUCUAGUGGAUCACCAAUUUAUAAUCAAAUGCAUCAACAGCAACCAAUACCUCAGCAACCUAAGCCACAAACAUUUAGGGAAGACUUCGGGUUCCCACAACUAUUGAAUAAUAAUAGUAAUAAUGACGACUAUACCUACCCAAAGCAACAAGCUACUCAAUUUCAGUAUGCUACCCAACUUUUCACUCCCCCAGUGUUGAAUUCUCUGUAUUCUUCACUGUCAACAUCCGUUUCACAUGAAGAUUACGAAGACGAUUAUUGUCUUGAUGUAGACCAAUUGACUUAUGUGCCAAUUGAUCAACCCAAAGAAGAACCACAAAUUCCACAUCGGGAACCUUCGCCUAACAUUUGGAAUUAUUUAAAGGCUCAAGGCUCGUUGAACUAUCAAGAGGUGAAAGUUGAACGGUAUGUUUGA
Molecule: messenger RNA, 1857 nt
Organism: Lizanozyma spartinae
Lineage: Eukaryota; Fungi; Ascomycota; Pichiomycetes; Serinales; Debaryomycetaceae
Gene: STP2
Product: Stp2p
Exons: 1
Coding region: 1-1857 (618 amino acids)
Biological process (GO): regulation of transcription by RNA polymerase II
Cellular component (GO): nucleus
Molecular function (GO): DNA-binding transcription factor activity, RNA polymerase II-specific; RNA polymerase II cis-regulatory region sequence-specific DNA binding
Source: RefSeq, a predicted model, not a curated record